Messenger RNA from Mangifera indica (mango), 1671 nucleotides. RefSeq lists its product as uncharacterized. The transcript has 7 exons. The coding region runs from base 357 to 1346 and encodes 329 amino acids. Lineage: Eukaryota; Viridiplantae; Streptophyta; Magnoliopsida; Sapindales; Anacardiaceae. The record is from RefSeq and is a predicted model, not a curated record.
GUUAGUAUAAACUGGAUGAGAGCAAGACUUGAUUAAUUUAUUUAGUUAGCCGUUGAUAGAGAAAAAUUAUUUAAAAAAAAAAAAAACACCAAUAUUCACGGAAAUUACUCAAAAUUCCUGAAAAGGCAGGAGGACCUAAAAUUGCCUUCACCAUUGUUAAACUGCAUCGUCAUUGCUCGACGUUACUUAACCUGGAAACAGACACUUCAACUCGUGCGGCGUGUUUUAAAAAUAAUCGAUUAAAUCUAUCUAGCAAAUGAUUUGGUAGAUCUGUUGCGGAGACGAAAGAUUUUUGAAUCGAAAGAGAGAGAGAGAGGGGGGAUAUGGUGUGAUGAAGUUUAAGGAAGCGGAAGGAGAUGGCGAGAGGAGAGUGGGGAAAUCAAGGGAGGGGGAAGUCGUAUUCUUAUAAGAAAAUUACUCUUAUUGUUUGUUCUAUCAACAUUGUUAUUGCUCUCUACGUUCUUCGCUCAAUCUAUGGUUCUAUUUAUGUUUUUUCCACCAAUGAUUUAAACGUUGUAAAGUAUACCCCAUUUCAGAUUAGGAAAAUGGAAGAAUCAAUACGGAUUCGGAGAGCUAAUGAACCCAUAGAGCUUGUUAAAUGGUUAAAGGAAUCAAAGCGAGAGCUUUCAGAAGAAUCAAUGGUUGAAUUGCCACGAUCUGUGAAGCAGAGGAUGACUGUUGAGAUCCUGCAGAGGUUGCGAAGCUUGAAUGUAACGGGAGAUGGAGAUGCACAAAGAGCAGAAGCAGUUGAAAGCUGGCGUAAGGAAAAACUAGAGGAAGCCAAACAAUUGAUUGUUGGAAGACAGGGAGUGAAUUCAACUAUUUUGCAAGAAGAUGCUAGAAUGCUAGUAAGAGUCUUGGAGUCUAAUUGGGAUGCACUCUCAGGAGAAAUUGGCCUUUGGAUACCCUCUGAAAUCACACAGAGGGAACAUGAUGAUAAACCUGAGGGCAUAGAAGAAGAAGAGCUGCUCGAGGAAGAUAUUUUGCCUGGCAGACCUGUUCCACCUGAGUGUAAUGCUGAACUUCAUACGGAUUAUGCUGGUGCAGCUGUCAGAUGGGGUCUCACUCACCACAAAGAAAGUGCUGCUGAUUGCUGUCAAGCUUGCCUAGAACAGGCAAAGCGUGCUAAGCCAGGUCAAAUGAAAUGCAAUAUAUGGGUUUAUUGCCCAGCUGAGACAGGUUGCUUUUCCCCAGAUAUCUAUGAACAUAAAAAUCAGGAGUGCUGGCUGAAAUACGCAGAGAAGCCCAAAUUAAAUUUCAAGCACAAGUAUUCUGAAUCAUACCGAAAUUCCCACCCAACUGCACCUUUGUUUGUUCCAUGGGUGUCUGGGGUCGUUAGUGUGUGAUCGGAUUUUGCGAAAAGAGUGAGCGGUCAAUCAAGAAGUUUGUUGACUGGCAACCUUAUUCUAUCUUGUGACAUUGUACGGAUAGCUAUCAAGUUACUUACUCCUUGAUAUCCUACGAAAACUUACUGUUUAACAAACAUUCAACUGAAAUUCAUGUCUCAUAUACUCUGAAAUUCAUGACUAUAUGUAAUACUCAUUAUUUUUGUAGUACGGAAUGUAAUUUAAUGUUCUUGGCAAAGAUAUAAUGCCAGAGCAAGAUGACAUUCUAUAGAAACAUUCUUGCAACUAUAUAUUAUUUUAUUUUAUUGGUGUUGGCUUGUAUUCA